AUGGUGGAUGGCGAGAGCGCUGCAAAUCAGGAAGAACAACUCGAGGACUCAGCGUUUGCGAAAUACAAUGCGCAGGUGGUCGUUCCCCAGUAUAACGAGGAUCAAUACAACAGCAAGCUACAAAGCACGGACUGGACCAAGGACGAGACGGAUUAUCUGAUGGAUCUAGUCAAAAGCUACGAUCUGCGAUGGCCGUUGAUCUGGGAUCGCUACGAGUUUUCACCCAGAGGAACGGAUGAAGACGCUGCCAAUGGAGACUCGACAGCAGUUAUUCCAGCACCAAAGUCACGGACAAUGGAAGAUCUCAAAGCGAGAUACUACGAGGUGGCCGCGAAGAUGAUGGACGUGCAAAAGCCAGUACAGUACAUGACUCGGCCUGAGUGGGAUCUACAUCAGAUGAUGGUGAAUUUCAACCCGAACCAGGAGAGGUUGCGAAAGGAGUUCGCGCUCAACUCCCUUUCUCGCUCUAAGGAAGAGGCUAGGGAGGAGGAGUCGCUGCUUCUGGAAGUCAAGCGCAUUCUCGCGCGGUCCGAGAAGUUCAACGAGGAACGGCGGGAGCUCUACAGCCGUCUUGAUUUCCCGCAUACUGACCAGGACAUCAGCUCCUUCAAGUCAAGUGCAGGUCUUCAGACCCUGCUGCAGAACCUCAUGAACGUUGACAAGUCUAAGAAACGCAAGUCACUCAUAGGUCCCGACGGAGUCAGUCCUGCUUCUGGUGGUCCCAAUGCUCAACCACAGAGUGCAACCUCAGAGGUCGCUCCAAGUAGGCGCGAAAGUAUCGCGGCUGCAGCGUCGUCUGGUCACCGUGAAUCUAUUGGCACAGAGAAGGCGACUCCGGUCGGCAACAAGAAAGGUGCACAGCAGCCUGAGCGCCGCAAGCUUACAGAGCAAGAGGAGCAGAUCUAUGGUGUAUCACAUCAUGAUAGGCUUGGCUCUGGUCCUACGUUCCGUUAUGAGAAGGUCAACAAGAUCUUCACUCACAAGAGUGGCCAACAGCAGUUGCGUAUAACGAACGCACUCAACGAGCUUGAUAUUGGUCCUCGUCUUACUAUGCCUACAGCUCCGGUUACAGCUCAGUAUGAACUACUAAUCCAAGCUGUCACGGCAUUGGUAGACCUUAGAAAGGUGGCUGAUAAGCUGGACGGGGAGAUUAAGAUUGAGGAGCAAAAGAAGUUAGAGAGACAGAAGAAAGCGAGGGCUGCACUCGGACUGGAUGGAGCGAGCGAUGAGCCCUCAAAGGACCAAACUGUUCCUGACUCUCAAGACUCCGCAAAGGGAGAUGCUUCUGGUGCUACUUCUGGGGAAGUCGGCGCGGACUCUAAACAAGAUGAUCAAGAACCUGAAGCAAGUGAGGCCACGGCCCAACCUGAGGCGAAUCCAGACGUGACAGGUGGUGAUGAAGGUGCAGGAGAGGAUGCUGCGCCUCCUGUGGAGGUGAAAGUGGAAGAGGGGGUCAAGGAGAAGACGCCCCGGCCAGGAAGCAGCGGCGCUCACAAGCGUAGUGCCAGCGUCUUGAGCACGACGAGCGACAAAAGCGCUAAGAGGCAAAGAAAAUGA
Molecule: messenger RNA, 1557 nt
Organism: Phaeoacremonium minimum UCRPA7
Lineage: Eukaryota; Fungi; Ascomycota; Sordariomycetes; Togniniales; Togniniaceae
Product: putative swr1-complex protein 4 protein
Exons: 1
Coding region: 1-1557 (518 amino acids)
Biological process (GO): DNA repair; negative regulation of transcription by RNA polymerase II; chromatin remodeling
Cellular component (GO): NuA4 histone acetyltransferase complex; Swr1 complex
Molecular function (GO): transcription corepressor activity
Source: RefSeq, a predicted model, not a curated record